Molecule: messenger RNA, 588 nt
Organism: Drosophila novamexicana
Lineage: Eukaryota; Metazoa; Arthropoda; Insecta; Diptera; Drosophilidae
Gene: Dtd
Product: D-aminoacyl-tRNA deacylase
Exons: 4
Coding region: 72-548 (158 amino acids)
Biological process (GO): tRNA metabolic process
Cellular component (GO): cytoplasm
Molecular function (GO): D-tyrosyl-tRNA(Tyr) deacylase activity
Source: RefSeq, a predicted model, not a curated record
AGCUGAGUGCACCUGCUUAUGGGAGAUAAAUUCAAGUUGCAGUAUUGCACUUUAGAAAAACUUCAAACUUAAUGCGGGCUGUAAUCCAACGUGUCAGGGCCGCUAAGGUCACGGUACUAGAUGAACUAGUGUCGUCUAUUGGACCUGGACUCUGUGUGCUGGUUGGCAUUAAGUGUAGCGAUACGACAACGGAUGUAGAAUACCUCGUGCGUAAGAUUCUCGCGUUACGGCUGUUCGAGGACGAUGGAAAACGCUGGCAAAAAUCUGUCAAGGAUUUGCAGCUGGAUAUUCUAUGCGUAUCCCAAUUCACACUGUACCAUAGAUUGAAGGGCAACAAGCCAGACUUCUCAGCUGCGAUGAAGGGUGAAGAUGCUAACCAGCUUUAUAAUCAUUUUUUGGAUCGGUUACGACAAUCUUACGAUGCGAUCAAAAUCCAAGAUGGCAAGUUUGGCGCUUACAUGCAAGUGCAUAUAGAGAAUGAUGGUCCGGUUACCAUUGAGUUGGAGUCACCCCAGCCGAAGCAUUCCGAGGAAUGUGUGGAUAAAUAGAAGGUUUAGCUAACUUUUGUAAUAAAUGUAUGUCAACAGA